Messenger RNA from Sardina pilchardus (European sardine), 2624 nucleotides. RefSeq lists its product as uncharacterized. The coding region runs from base 79 to 2193 and encodes 704 amino acids. Lineage: Eukaryota; Metazoa; Chordata; Actinopteri; Clupeiformes; Clupeidae. The record is from RefSeq and is a predicted model, not a curated record. The transcript has 2 exons.
CGUCUGACCAGAACUGAACAUCCACAACACUUCAAGGUGAAUCUACAGAGAAUCCUCAAGUGGACUUUUGGAUAAACUAUGGCAUCAGCAAUUACAAAGGCUACCCAGCAUCUCUCCAGAGCAUCAGAUGGCCGAGAUGACACAAAGCUGCUCAUGCAGCCUUAUGCCAACUGGGAAGAGUACCUGACCCCUGGGCCCCUGUCCAUUGCAAUAAUGGGAGAGUUAGUCUUCAUAUCAUCCAAUGUCGAUUUCUCCAUCAACAAAAAUCCACCCAAAGACGGCUUCAAGCACAUCAGAUACCCAGAAUCCUUCCGAGCCUGCCUGAUGCAAGUCUGCAAUGCUGGCUGGGCAGCUUUCAACGAGGCGCACAAGAACAUGGAUCAAAUCCGCCUCCACACUGGGAAUGUGCCAAAGUACAUCAAGGAGUCAGUGAAGAUCCUCCUUCAGGACGACGAUGAGCUGGUCCAGGCCCUUCUCCCUGACCAGCUUGAGAAUAUUGACCACAUGUCACAGGACUGCCUGCAAUUAGCUGAGCGGACGGAAAAGAAAUUCAUGAACGUCAUUGAGUUGAUCCAGGAGCUCCUUGAGGCGUGCACCAAUGCCAAGCAGAGCUACGGUGAGGAACUUGAAACUGUCAAGCGCAAGAUAGAGGAGGCGAAGCUACGCAAGAAGGCAUCGGACGAAGCCAACGCACGUGCAGAAAAAGCUAUGAAGGAAAUGGAUAAGCAGCUCAGCGAUGCUCAAAGGAGCUUCAAUGAGUCGAUGGACUCUCUACCAACUGGGUGGGAAGUAGUUGGAAUGAACCUGGUUGAAGGGCUCUCAGCAGGUCUCAUGACUUAUCUUAACUCAAUGACAAGGGCCAGUGCAAUGUCUUUGCUCACCAGCCAACUCUCACCUACGAAUACUGGAAUCACUUCGCAACCCCAGGGCAUUCAACCACAGAGGCAGGCAAAUGAUCCAUUUGCUGCAAACAAUAUCUUCUCCAAGUCAGCUGAACUUUUGUCUCACUGUGAAUCUCUGAAAAUGUUUGUUGGUGGAAACAGGCAGAUCAACGAGGCAGAACUUUACGAUCAACAACGUCAAAAAGCUAAAUCAGAUUUUCAAAAAAACAAUUUCCAUAGAAUAUUAACAUCUAUCCAAUCUGAGAAUGAAUGUGAGCCAAAAGUGCAAGCUGUGCAAAUCUGUCAAAAAGGCAUUUCCCUGUGUGAUAAGCUUGGUCAAUACGCAGUGGAGAAGCAAGCUAGGCCUGAACUGGAACCUGCAUCCGACCAGACUGCAAACCAGCUCAUUUACCUGAUUGAUGAAAUAUAUGGCCUGGCUCAAUCAUUUGACUCAAAGAGCAAACACAUCACCAACACAGCUGCCUUCCCUGUUAAACCACCUCAGUUGAUCCAAAGCCAAAGCCAAGCUGGUGGGCCAGAAACAAAGAGCGCCAGUCAGAUGGCCACCGAAAACGCCCGACUGCGCAUCGAGCAAAGUCGCGCCCAACUGGACGCGGUGAGAGCGAUGUAUCAGAAGAGCGCUGACAACAUGGAGAAGAACAAACGGGAGCUGACUGAGAUUCUGGUGAUGAUGAGAAACUGCGAGGUCAAAGAGAUCGAUUUCAAGACCACCAUCAAGAUGCUAGUGAAAGGUCUGGAUGCCAUGGGGAGGGUGAAGGAGCAAUGGGAGAAAAUGGUGCGAUUCUUUCAGAUGAUGUCUAACAUUAUCAAGACCUGCCUGAAAACCUGUCUGGAUAAUUUCCUGAAAACAGCCUCAAAGGCCACAAACACAUCUCUAAAGUACUCCUCGCGAAUGUUCAUGAAAGAUAUGAUUUACAACCAGGCCUUCCAAGCCUCUAACAUUGCCAGUCUGGUGAACAUGAUUUCGGGGACUUAUGCUGAAGUCUCUGCCAAAUACCUGAUGGAUCGUGUCAGUAGCCUGGGCAGGCUGAUGGCCCUUGACCCCAGCAACCCACAAUUCACAGCAGAGCGAACAGGUCUCCAGAACGCUUGUGAAGAGGCACAAGAUGGAAUAAGACGACUUGUCCUUGAAAACAAGCGGAAAUUUGAGAUGAGGACGCAAGACAGAAUGAAGAAAAUUGAGGGAGAUCUACUUGCAGUAAUGCCUCCACCACGCGAGGAAGAAACAAACAAAGUGAAGGCAAUUGUUCAAAGUGCCUUCACAAAAGAAGAUGAAGAUCAAUUUGUCUAAAUCAGUGAACAUGAAUGGUCAUCAUUACCCACACUGGCAUAACAAGUUUCCCUCUGCUCCUCCCCUCUACAUCAACUAUUCCUUUAAAUCUACAAGGCCAUGAGUUUGAAUGCUUGCUUUGCUAUCGCUUUCUAAUAGUUUGUUUAAUCAAGACUUCACAGAAAUAUACAAACAUACUGUACUCAUAAAUGAAGAAAAUUGAGGAAGAUCUACUUGCAGUAAUGCCUCCACCAAGCAAGGAGGAAACAAACAAAGUGAAGGCAAUUGUUCAAAGUGCUUUCAUAGAUAAAGAAAAAGAAGAAGAUCAAUUUGCCUAAAUCAGUGAACAUGAAUGGUCAUUACCCACACUGGCAUAACAAGUUUCCCUCUGCUCCUCCCCUCUACAUCAACUAUUCAUCUAAGUCUACAAGGCCAUGAGUUUGAAUGCUUGC